Molecule: messenger RNA, 3522 nt
Organism: Colletotrichum lupini
Lineage: Eukaryota; Fungi; Ascomycota; Sordariomycetes; Glomerellales; Glomerellaceae
Exons: 10
Coding region: 1-3522 (1173 amino acids)
Biological process (GO): transmembrane transport
Cellular component (GO): fungal-type vacuole membrane
Molecular function (GO): transmembrane transporter activity
Source: RefSeq, a predicted model, not a curated record
AUGCACCAUCUUGAAGGUCCCUGGGCGGCGGCAGAUAGCACUAGGCGUCCGCCAUACAAUUCGGAGGCAUCGGACCUCUCAAGAGAUGAUCGGCGACCGCUCAUUCAUGUGCAGUCCACCGACUCGGCAGAGACCCGCAUCGAGCCAGUAGAGUCUGGGCAAACCCAACGACCCAAGAGCUCAGUGACCGCCGAGACCGGCGCCGCCCAUGUCACCGGCGCUCCGCACGGAUCUUACAACAAGCUGUCUAACACAGACUGGGACUCGGCCGAGUCGCCUCGUCACGGUGGAUGGGACUACACACCAGGGAGAACAGACACAAAGUCCCAUCUAUCCCACAGAGAAUCCGGUCUCACUCCUUCUGCACCCAAGCAGCCAUGGAGCACAUCCCUCAAGGGCUGGCUACCAGAGCUCAUAUGGUCAAUCAUAAGCAUCGCCUCCGUCGCCGCUCUCGCCGGGGUGCUAUCCCGCUUCGAUGGCCAACGACUGCCCGAAUGGCCGCUAGGCCUGACACUCAACACUCUCAUCGCCUUCCUCGCCACGCUGGCGAGAGCUGCGUUUGUUAUCCCAGUGUCUGAGAGCUUGUCGCAGUUGAAGUGGCUCUGGUAUCGCAAGGAGAGGCCGUUGAAGGAUUUUCAGGAUUUCGACUCGGCUAGCAGAGGACCUUGGGGGAGUAUCCAACUGUUGAAGACGACUAAGGGUUGGUCCCCGAGUCUCAUUGCUACGAUUGUCAUGAUCACGGCAAUCUUCACGUCGACUUUGACGCAAUCCGCCGUCACAUACCCCGUCCGCCUCGCGCGCGUAGACGGUGAUGCGACAGUGCCCCGAUCAACAUCAUACUUCUUUAGUACAUCCAAUACCUUCUCCAGUUUACAACAGGAAAACUACGUCCAACAAUCAAUCUUCGAAGGCCUAAGCUAUGACCACACCCAAGAAUUUCCCCUCAGUCCAGCCCGCUGUCCCACGAGUGAAUGCCAGUGGGAAACAUACAGCUCGCUGAGCAUUUGCGCCAAAUUCUGGAACGUGACAGAAUCGUUAAACGUCACGACCAAAGAGACGCCCACCGGAACACCGCGGGUUAGAGCUUCUCUUCUUAAUGGGGUGUCUGCGGACUUGAGCGGUAAUUACUUCGGUCUCAUCAAUCUGCAAGGUACUCGGAAGCCAAUUGCGUCGGAUGUGAACCCUGAGGCAGCACUCUUUAACUUCACGGUGAUUUACUCCCUGCGAGACGGCGUCGAAGGCACAGUCGGAGCCACGGAAGCUGUGCUCUAUCUCUGCGCAAAGACAUACAACCUCUCCUUCAACGGCAACAUUGAAUCGCGCAAAGUCGUCGAGAUCACCUCAGACGUCGAACAGGGCUCCAUCACGUUCCCCUCCGGCCAGGUACGAGACGACCUACCCGCGAUACGAGACCCCCUCAACCCCGAUGGCGAGAACUUCCCCUACGGCGGUACCGGGUUCGGCGCGAUGCAGGACAGUCUGAGGAAUGCGCUCAACGGGUCGUAUUCGGAUCUCAGUAACGUGCCGAGUGCACUCGGUCUCGCGCCGGCUCGGUACCUGGCUGCGAUACAGUACGGCGCCAAGACGUUGGAGGCGCAGGGGCGGGCGAAUGUGUCGCAGGAGGUUGUGAUUAAUGAGGCUGUUGCGAAUAUUACGAAUAAUGUUGCCAGGAGCUUGUCGAAUCGCAUAACAAAUGAUACCACAAUAGCAAGUGGGCAAGCACUCGCAUUGGAAACAUUCGUACAAGUUCGCUGGCCUUGGCUUGCGUUCAUAUCCUGUCAGGCCGUGCUUUCCAUCAUGCUCCUGGCUCUCGCCAUCGUUCAGACCAAAGCAGCGGGUAUCGGGGUGGUGAAGAGCUCUACGCUACAGGCCAUGGUCGCUAUCAACUCCAAGGAUAAGCAGGCUCUUGAGAUUGGGCUUGCGCAGGGGCACCAUCAGGAAGAAGUUGAUGAUGUCGUUAAGAGAGGGCCUGGGAUAGCUUGGAGCUUGGGUAUGACCCGCUUUAUGAAUACUUACGCCGUUCCAUCUCACGUCCAUUCUUCCAACUUCUAUUCCCCCAACAUUAUGUCACAGAUAGGUACAGUAGAGACAACAUUCGCAAUGUCUCGACAGCUUCUACACCGCGGACUCGCCGAAACAGGCCUCCUGGCCCUCGGCAGAUCCCACCCCGACAUCAAAUUACUAUGCCUCCAGCGCUUCGUGCGCAUGUUCGCCUACGGCGCGACGACCUUGCAGCUAGUAGCGUACUUUGAACUCCUCGGCCUCUCGGCGACGCGAAUUGGUCUGUUCAUGGCGUUUACGCUCGUCGGCGACGUCUGCAUCAGUUUAGUUCUCACUUCCAUCGCCGAUGGCGUCGGGCGGAAGGCGGUGCUAGCUGCAGGCGCGGCUUUGAUGGCUGUUAGCGGUGUUGUUUUUGCGAUGUGUAGCGGGUUUUGGGUGUUGUUGGCUGCUGCUGUGGUGGGGGUUAUAAGUCCAAGUGGCGCUGAAAUUGGACCUUUCCGGGCUGUGGAAGAGAGUAUCGUCGCGCAUCUGACUACCGCUGAGGAUAGGAGCGAUGUCUAUGCCUGGUAUAGCCUCAUGGGUGCGGCCGGAACUGCCUUUGGGGCGAUGACGAGCGGCUGGACGGCGCAUUACUUGACGACGAGUGCCGGCUGGGGACUUGAGCAUGCGUACCGUGUAGUCUUUUACGGGUAUGCGGUGCUCGGAGUGUUCAAGUUCUUCCUCGCCUUGCUCCUGAGCCGUGAUAUUGAGGCAGAGCGGGAGGAAGCUGGGGCGUCUGCGGAAGAGACGACUCCGAUUCUGGGCGAACGAUCGGCUGAGAGGGAAUUUGAGGUCAAGACUUGGCGGUCGAAGAUUGUUCCGAGGAUUGAGAGGGAGAGUAUGCCUGUUGUCGCUACCUUGUGCUUCUUCUUUGCGCUUGAUUCUUUUGCCUCGAGCUUGACUACCCAGUCCUGGAUCGCCUUCUUCUUCCGGUGGAAGUUCAACGUGGACGAUGGAACUUUGGGCUCUUUAUUCUUCACCACGAGCCUGCUGGCAGCGGCCACAACUCUAGUCGCAUCCUCGAUAGCCAAGCGAAUCGGCAACCUCAACGCCAUGGUCUUCACCCACCUCCCCUCGACAAUCUUCACCGCACUCAUCCCUCUUCCGCGAGACGCCACCACGGCGAUCGUGUUUCUGAUCUUCCGCGCCCUGACGCAUUCCAUGGACGUCGCGCCGAGAGCCGCUUUCCUUGCUGGCGUGAUUUUGCCCAAGGAGCGGACUACUGUGUUGGGCUUGAUCAAUGUUUUGAAGACGUGCACGUCGAGUGUUGGUCCCGUGGGUGUGGGUAUCUUGGUAGAUAAGAAUCUCUUCUGGGUUGCUUUUGUGGGUGCUGGAUGUCUCAAGGUUGUGUACGAUCUUGGGAUGUUGGUUUCGUUCCGCAAGCAUGAGCGAGAGCUACGGAAUGGAGCGGCUGGGAGGGCUAUCACCAUUGUUCUCGAUCAUGAUAAGCUCGUAACAAAAAACCUCAAGAAGAUGUGGUGA